Messenger RNA from Drosophila subobscura, 1861 nucleotides. RefSeq names its product probable global transcription activator SNF2L2. Bases 83 to 1618 code for a protein of 511 amino acids. The record is from RefSeq and is a predicted model, not a curated record. The transcript has a single exon. NCBI's taxonomy places the organism in Eukaryota, Metazoa, Arthropoda, Insecta, Diptera, Drosophilidae.
GUUCCAUCCCUAGUCGAAAAUUCAGAAAAAAAAUAAUUAUUAUUUGAAAAAUUCGGGAAAAGCAUAAAUUCUCACUCCGAAAAUGUCUGAAAAAGACGCUACGGAUGGGGACCCUGGGCAGAAGAGGUCGAAAAACAACGAGAACGAUGCUGCUGGUGAUGAGGUGGCGCAAAAGUCGUUGACAAUGUCCUUCAUGGACUGGAAAAAAUGCAAGGAAGCCCUGAAGCCAGAUGCGAAUGCGGGAGGAGGACAGCGACGUAAACAAUGGUCCCAACUCGAACACAGAAGCUACAACAGCGGCGGGUGCAGCGGUAAUGGUAACAAUCAAUGGAACAACCAGGACAGAAAUAAUGUUCCACCGCUCAGCCGCCCGCCACCGCUUCCCUUGCAGCUGAUGUCAAUGGGUCUGGGCUUUGGAGGUAAUUUCAAUUCGGGUCCCCCACCCAAUAUGCCCAACUGCAAUAUGGGCAACAUGGGCAUGGGCAUGGGCAUGGGAGGACCUGGUCCUGGCCCUGGACCUGGCCCGGGACCUGGACCCUGCCGCAAUAAUGGUCAUAAUAACGGCGGCAACAAUCAAGGUCCACUGCAACCGCCUCCAUUUUGGGAUGACAUGAUGUCGCCGAAUCAGAGACCGCCUCCCAUACAGCCACCAAUGCCCAAGUGUCCGAGUCUUUGGAACUUGCUGCCCAAGGACAAAGGCCAACGCCAGAAUCGCACCAACCAGACGCCCAACAAGAAGUACAAGCUGAACAACAGCAGUAAAAACGUGGCCAAGGAAUCGUACCUGAUGCCUCCUCCACCGCCGCCACCGCCAUCCGAUCCGCCUACCGAUGCUGACGCCAACGACACCAAGGACGGCGCUUCCACGGCGAACGGUGGACAGCCAUCGAAGAAGAAGCGAGGCGGUGCCUUCAUACAAAUCAACGGACAGUGGAUACAAAAACCGGAGGCGCCGCUGCCACUCGAGGAUUCGCCGCCCGGCACCAAGGAGGAUCGCCAGCGGCAGUGGAAGGAGUAUCGGCAGGCGAUGAAACCGUUCAAGAAUCGCGAAUUCCACAACUGGAAGAGAACUGUGCAGCGGCUGGGCAAGCUGCCGCGCGAGGAACUCGACGAACAGCAGCUGGAGCGACUGCAGAAGGCCGAGGAGUACAUUGGCGCCCACAAGGCAAUGCUGACCAUCAAGCAUGCCGAGCGCUGGGUGCAGCAAGACAAUCAGAAGAGCGAUGAUUCGGACAAGACGCAGGUCUAUGUGCGUCGCCAGGUCAAUCCCAGUUACUGGGACAAGUUAAAGCAGAAGCAAAGCCUGGACAACAAUGGAUUCCAGCCCGGGCAGCUGGACAGUGAGCCCGCGACGCCAUUCGUAGGCACUGGUCGGGCCAUCAAGGGCGGGUUUCCAACGGAAGCCCAGACGCAGGUGCCAACACAUCCGCAGCCGCAGCCGCAGCUGCAGGCAACGCCCAUGGGUCAAUAUAACUCACAGCAUCAGCAGCGGGAAAACAAUUACAGCAACACCUUUGGAAUGGUAUCCAACAGCACGAGCACGAGCAGACCGAACUCCUCGUAUUACAGCAACUACAGCAACAGCUUCGUGAAGGGCGACAUGCUGCUGCCACCCUAGAGCCGAGACCAGCCAGUGAGCUGGAGCGAGGGCUACACCUAGUUAACAAUUGGCACACUUACACCGAGCUGUGGCUGCGACUUCGAUACGAGCACAGGUACAGUGGAUACGUCGCGAGAUCAACCCACGAAAGGGAGAACACAAGACACAAGGUGGGUGGAUGGAUUACACACGGUUCACUGCACACGACAGCAGCGGUAUUUGUAUUCAGAUAAAUGUAACAAAUUCUCAUCCUAAAACUAA